Messenger RNA from Manihot esculenta (cassava), 1542 nucleotides. Its product is annotated as ATP-dependent (S)-NAD(P)H-hydrate dehydratase. Lineage: Eukaryota; Viridiplantae; Streptophyta; Magnoliopsida; Malpighiales; Euphorbiaceae. The record is from RefSeq and is a predicted model, not a curated record. Gene Ontology annotation, molecular function: ATP-dependent NAD(P)H-hydrate dehydratase activity. The coding region runs from base 177 to 1292 and encodes 371 amino acids. Gene Ontology annotation, biological process: metabolite repair. The transcript is spliced from 12 exons.
AUGAAUCCAAUGGUAGAAAUACGAGGAACACGUACUCCUCUAGACAAAGCCUAUCCGUAAGCCGCUUUCUUCUUUCAGUACCUAAAACCGUCUUUGAUAUUUCAGUUGAUCAAAACAGUGGGCAUUUCUUUGAUCUUGGCUUCAUUUUUCUCAGGGACUUUGGUGGGAUUUUGGUAAUGUUCGUAAAACAUGGCAUGAAUCAGCUAAGCAGCUCCAGAAAUUUCACGUUAUCUUCCUCGGCGGUUUUGAGAAGGCAGCACUUCUUGAUAAGGUCUCUUGCUGGUGGAGGUCAUAGCAACUACUGCACCCUGAACAGAAUGCAAGAAACUAAUCCUUUGGAGGCUGAUGCUGAGAACAUCUUGAGGGCAAUUACUCCAUCUCUUGACCCAACUAGACAUAAGGGCCAGGCAGGGAAAAUUGCUGUUAUUGGUGGAUGUCGUGAGUACACUGGUGCCCCUUAUUUUGCUGCUAUUUCUGCUUUGAAAAUUGGUGCUGAUUUGUCCCAUGUAUUCUGUACCAAAGAUGCUGCUCCGGUUAUCAAAAGCUACAGUCCUGAGUUGAUUGUGCACCCUAUUUUGGAAGAGUCUUAUAGUAUUGGGGAGGGGGACCGAAAAUACAUAUCAGGAAAGGUUGUUGCCGAGGUUGAUAAAUGGUUGGAGAGAUUUGAUUGUCUUGUUGUUGGUCCUGGCCUUGGAAGGGACCCAUUUCUUCUGGACUGUGUGAGUGAAAUUAUAAAGCAGGCAAGACGGUUAAAUGUUCCAAUUGUUGUAGAUGGGGAUGGACUCUUUCUUGUUACAAACAGUAUUGAGCUUGUUAGUGGUAAUUCCUUAGCUGUCUUAACCCCAAAUGUGAAUGAGUACAAGCGCUUGGUUCAGAAAGUCUUAAAUUGUGAAGUAAAUGAUCAAGAUGCUCAUGGGCAACUGCUUUCUCUUUCUAAAAGGAUUGGGGAUGUAACCAUCUUGCGAAAAGGAAAAGCUGACCUUAUUGCUGAUGGUGAGAUAGUCAAAUCAGUGAGCGUCUAUGGUUCACUUAGGCGUUGUGGGGGUCAAGGUGAUAUCCUUUCAGGAAGUGUUGCGGUAUUUUUAUCUUGGGCUCGUCAAUAUAUUAUGGCCGCUGAAGGCAAUGUGGCCAUCAGACCAACAAAUCCAACAGUGUUAGGGUGCAUUGCUGGGGCUGCUUUAUUGAGGAAGGCUGCAUCACUUGCUUUUGAGAAUAGGAAGAGAUCAACUCUCACUGGUGACAUCAUCGAGUACUUGGGAAAAAGUUUGGAGGAUAUUUGUCCAGCCUGUUGAUAAUUUUGAGAUUGACAAGGACUCGACAUGAACUGACCAUUUACAGACCACAGUUCUGCCGGUGUUGAAUAUAUAUAUAUAUAUACUGCUUUUUCGUUGUAUACAAAUUAAACUGGCAUUGGGUUUUUUCAUGUUAUGUCCAUAUGCUAAAAUGGCAGAUGGUUCAAGCUGCACACUUGAAUAUUUUUGCCGCCCAGAAGGAACUUCUCCUUUCUGCAGGAGUGAAACUUGGUCUUCAGGCCUUCUAACA